CAUGUGGCCAGGGAAGGAGGGAAGAGUCAGAAGACAGAGAGAAAAAAGAGGGAGAAGAAAGAGAGGAGGAGGGCUUAUACUCGCUGGCCAGGAAAAGACUGUCGAGAGGGAGAGGAAGGAGAGGUAAGGAAAAAAGUGGAAGAGAAUUAACACACGUUGGUAACAACUACAGAGCAAGAGAGAGAGAGAGAGCAAAGCAGGAGUCCGAGGAAGGGAAAGAGAAAGGAAGGGGGUGAGAGAGAGCGAUUAAUAGAGGAGGCGGAUCCGACUCACACUGUGGUCUGAGAGAGAGGAUUCCUGUGUAGUGAAUAGUUUUAGUUGGGACUCCAGUCCUGUGUUCUCUGACUUAUCUACCAGUCUCUGUUUCUGUCUGGACCAUAAGCUCCCAGGCUGGGGCACAGAAGCCCUAAACAUAACACGACCACAACAGGAACAUUACAGGACCACUCUGUUGGACCCAUGCACAGGAUUAUUGCAGUUCGAAGGAGAGGUCGAAACACGCUCUGAAAAUAAUCUUAUCAGAGCAGGACCGCUUUUUGAGAUAACUGUAGAAGUGAAGAGUGACCACUGUGGUUUGACCACAAUCUGAACACAAUAGGACCGUUUGACCAGGAGGGGAAAACGUGGGAACUGUGGGAACCGUGGUUUGAACAGGAACACUUUCCUUUCUAGGGAGUUGUGGGGUCUGUGGUUUGACCUGAACAGGACCGUGGGGGCUGUGGCCUGGACAGGACAGUAACGUGUGGGAGAGAAGGUGACAUCAUGAGUAUUGUUAUGAAGCCACGAUCUCGCUCCAUCAGCUCUCUACGGAACAUGGAAGGAAUCUGUUUCGAUGUGGACAACGGCACAUCGUCGGGGCGCAGCCCACUGGACCCCAUGGCCAGCCCGGGGUCUGGGCUCAUACUGCAGGGCAACUUUGUCCACAGUCAGCGGAGAGAGUCCUUCCUCUACCGGUCCGACUCGGACUAUGACCUGUCACCCAAGUCCAUGUCCAGAAACUCCUCCAUCGCCAGUGACAUUCAUGGCGACGAUAUGAUUGUAACACCAUUUGCACAGGUUCUGGCCAGUUUAAGAACUGUACGAAAUCAUUUUGCUGCAUUAAGCAAUUGUUCACAAGACAGAGCGUCCAACAAGAGAUCACCCAUGUGUAAUCCACCACCCAUCACCAAGACCACCUUCACAGAGGAGGCCUACCAGAAACUGGCCACCGAGACGUUGGAGGAGCUGGACUGGUGCCUGGACCAGCUGGAGACCCUGCAGACCAGACACUCAGUUGGCGAGAUGGCCUCCAACAAGUUCAAGAGAAUGUUGAACAGGGAGCUCAGCCACCUGUCUGAGAUGAGUCGCUCAGGGAACCAGGUGUCAGAGUUCAUCUCCAGCACCUUCCUGGACAAGCAGCACGAGGUGGAGAUGCCGACUCCCCAGACGCAGAAGGAGAAGGAAGACAAGAAGAAUAGACCCAUGUCUGAGAUCAGUGGAGUGAAGAAACUGCAGCACAGCUCCAGCCUCACCAACUCUAACAUACCCCGCUUCGGAGUCAAGAGCGAGACAGAGGACGAACUGGCUAAGGAGCUGGAGGAUGUAAAUAAAUGGGGCCUUAACGUUUUCAAAGUCACUCAGUUCUCUGGGAACAGGCCCCUGACCGUCAUGAUGCACACUAUAUUCCAGGAAAGAGACUUGUUAAAAACGUUUAAAAUUCCACUCGACACUUUUAUAACCUACCUGAUGACCUUAGAAGACCAUUACCAUGGCGAUGUGGCCUACCACAACAACAUCCAUGCUGCUGAUGUCACCCAGUCCACUCACGUGCUGCUAUCCACCCCCGCUCUAGAGGCUGUUUUCACAGACCUGGAGAUCCUAGCUGCCAUAUUUGCCAGUGCUAUUCAUGACGUGGACCACCCUGGAGUCUCCAACCAGUUCCUCAUCAACACCAACUCGGAGCUGGCCCUCAUGUACAAUGACUCGUCAGUCCUGGAGAACCACCACCUGGCUGUGGGCUUCAAGCUGCUUCAGGAAGAGAACUGUGACAUCUUCCAGAACCUGACCAAAAAACAACGACAAUCACUGCGCAAGAUGGUCAUCGACAUCGUCCUAGCGACUGACAUGUCCAAGCACAUGAACCUCCUGGCUGACCUGAAGACCAUGGUGGAGACCAAGAAGGUGACCAGCUCUGGAGUUCUACUCCUGGACAACUACUCUGACAGGAUCCAAGUUUUGCAGAACAUGGUGCACUGUGCAGACCUGAGUAACCCCACCAAGCCCCUGCAGCUGUACCGCCAGUGGACCGACCGCAUCAUGGAAGAGUUCUUCACCCAGGGGGACAGGGAGAGGGAGAGAGGCAUGGAGAUCAGCCCUAUGUGUGACAAACACAACGCCUCUGUCCAGAAGAGCCAGGUGGGCUUUAUUGACUACAUCGUCCACCCUCUAUGGGAGACAUGGGCAGACCUGGUCCACCCUGACGCUCAGGACAUCCUGGACACUCUGGAGGACAACAGGGAGUGGUACCAGAGCACCAUCCCCCAGAGCCCUUCACCCACCCUGGAUGAGCCUGAGGACGGCAGCCGUCCCCCUGGAGGGGACAAGUUCCAGUUUGAACUCACCCUGGAGGAGGACGGGGAAUCAGACACGGAGAAGGACAGUGGCAGCCAACCCGAGGAAGAGGAUGAAGAAGAGGAGAACAGUUGUAGUGACUCAAAAACACUCUGUACGCAGGACUCAGAGUCGACAGAGAUACUACUGGACGAACAGGUGGGGGAGGAGGAGGAAGAGGAAGUGGAGGGAGAGUCCUCUUCAUCACAACCUUGUGUAGUGGAGGAGGAAGAGGAGGGGGAGGAAGGGGAAGAGAAGGGCGAGGAGAAACCAGCCGAUACAUAGCAGUGUAUGCACUGCAACUAAACUUUUCUUCUUAGUAAACAGAGAUGAUUAUUUCUAGAGUAUUUUGGGGGAUUUAUGGACUAUGUCUGUUAUUUUUUUAAAUAUAUUUAUGUUUAGGGUUCCAAAGCGCACGCUGUUCACCCCUUGGCCACUCCUCCCUCCUCAUCCUUGGUCAGCUUCUCAGACACACCCAUUGGUACUUCUACAACUUUUUUGCACUCAGGAAAACUCUUUUCCAUUCCCGUUUGUACCGGAGUAGUCUGUGUGUUAUUUCACUUCAAAACCUAGUCCUAGUGUGUUGAAGUUACAUUAAGGAUUAUGAUUAGAGUUUAGAGUGUGUUUCAUGCUGUUCAUAUACAGUAUAUCUCUACUCCUUUCAGCCUUGGCUGACCAAUGGCGGUGUUUCUGUGUGUUAUUAAGUGCCCAUUCUUCAGAAGUCACUAUAGUGUCUGUUUUUCUUAGUUGUUUGUAUUUAUCAGCAAAGCAACACGCUACGUUGUUGUGUGGUCUGGAUGAAUGAAAUCCCAACAGGACACGUCACGAUGGAGAGAGGCGCUGCAGCACAUUGAGAGAAAAAUGCAUUGUGGGAAUUUAUCAAGACACUUUUCUGAAGUUGAAGUCUUCCUUGAAAACCUGACUAAAAAGGCUAAGAUCUUACAGCUCUAAUGCUCGGUUUAACCUCGAUAGAGUUUUUGUAUCGUACCAUACAUAACAUGGAGAUCUAUUGUAGAUUCUACUUUUGUUAACCAAGAAAAAAAAAGUGACUUUUGAAAACAUUUGAAAGGCACUUGAAAACUGUUGAUGAGAAAUGCCUCAUCUGCCACUGCUUUUCUGUGUGUAAAAGGGUAACUUUUUAUUGUUUUGGGGGAGUAUUGGGGAGUAUUCUCAGACUUACAAAUCAAGCCCUUGCCACUACCCUCUACGCAGUAGAUCUGAGAGGAUUGGAUAGAUAUUAGCGGAUCCAAUCCUCUCAGAUCUACAGGAGUGCCUAAAGGGUAGGUGCUAGGGCUUGAUUUGGGAUUGCACGUUUAUCAAAAAGCAUUUACACUAUUACUCCCAUACCACUGUCCCCAUGUUCGGUUGUCAUAAUCAUGCAACAAUCAUUUCAAGGAUUGUUCUCCCUGAAGAAAAACAUGACACAUGUUGACACAUACUUGACUUUACGUUGAAUGAAAUCAUUUUGUCUGACUGACCAGAAAGAAUCCUUGAAGUUCUACUUAUUGUUGCCUGCAGUAAAUAUGAGCGCAUGUCAUCUUACAAUGCAAUGCUUGUUAGAAGCAUUGGAGUGCUGCAUUGGAGUGCUGCAUUGGAGUGCUGCAUUGGAGUGCUGCAUUGGACUGCUGCAUUGGACUGCUGCAUUGGCGUGCUGCAUUGGAGUGCUGCAUUGGAGUGCUGCAUUGGAGUGCUGCAAGUGUACAGAGGUGAUGUCACCACACUCUGCUGUACUGUGGAAGUCUAUGGGGGGUUUGAUACCUAUAGGAAUGUUAUAAUAGAAUUUUGGUAAUUUGGCGGGUUGCGACACUUUUUGUGCUACGCACAUGGUGACCUUAUUUCCUAUUACUUGUCAAUCAUGUCUCCAUUUCCUGAUUGUGGUGUAGGGAGGUGGUCAAUUCGAUUUCAUAUUCGGGACGCAAUUUAUUGAAUAAUAGUUCAAUAAUAAUAAAUAAUAAUAAACACAGAGAUUAAUCUUUCAAAUCCCUCAGAUAAAGUAAUAGCUUUGUGAGAUGUCUGAAAUAUGUACAGUGACAGUCAUUAUAACAGCAACAUUUGUGAGUGCUAAUAAGAAACAAAUCAAUUCCGGUUCAAUAAUUGAAAGUUCCUAAUUGAAAAUAAAUAGCUCUUUUCAAGUCUUGAAUAGGAAUUUCAAUUAAUAUCCUGAAUUUACUUCAAAUGGAAUUGUCCACAGCCCUUACUUCAGGUCAGUAAUAUUUUCCAAUGCACUUCAUGGUUGAUGUUUUCACACAUUAGCGGUCACAGCCAUUCUGAUUCCCAUGUAAAAUAGCCUUUUGAGUGACUAAGAUAUCACUCAUAAUAUUUGGGGGGGAUAGAAAUGUUCAACAACAAACAAAUAACUACCAGGAAGUUUUAAGGCGAGGAGCUAAUAUUCAUGAGCUUGCCUUGAUUGACAGCUCUUAGAAAGGCCUCAUGAAACUUGAAUGCAGUGAGCAGUGUUGCAGUAAAAUCAUCUCAAGCAGAUUUGGUGAAACACAAGCAACUCAAACAACAUUGAAAUUGCAUCAAUGAUGUACAUAUUUUAAUCUCCCAUUCGGCAUGUCUCUUGUGAUGCGGUUCACAGCAGCACUGACAGAUGUGUUGACAUGACAACUGCGUCAUAGUUUUGUUCGACCCUCCCCCCUUUUGUUCCAUGCUGUCUGAAGACCUAGCUAGCCACUAGCUAACACCAGACACAGAUGAAGACCUAGCUAGCCACUAGCUAACACCAGACACAGAAGAAGACCU
This is a messenger RNA of Oncorhynchus tshawytscha (Chinook salmon), 5334 nucleotides long. RefSeq names its product cAMP-specific 3',5'-cyclic phosphodiesterase 4D. Gene Ontology annotation, biological process: signal transduction. NCBI's taxonomy places the organism in Eukaryota, Metazoa, Chordata, Actinopteri, Salmoniformes, Salmonidae. The record is from RefSeq and is a predicted model, not a curated record. The coding region runs from base 763 to 2874 and encodes 703 amino acids. The transcript has 14 exons. Gene Ontology annotation, cellular component: nucleus; perinuclear region of cytoplasm; cytosol. Gene Ontology annotation, molecular function: 3',5'-cyclic-AMP phosphodiesterase activity.